AUGGCUGCCCUGGGCGAGGACUUGCUCACCACCGUCAACAAGCUGCAAGAUUUGGUCUUCAACACCAUCGGCAGCGACUCCCUUGACCUCCCACAGAUUGUUGUGGUCGGCUCACAGUCGGCUGGUAAAUCGUCGGUUCUAGAAAACAUCGUCGGCCGGGACUUCCUGCCCAGAGGAAGCGGCAUCGUCACCCGCCGGCCCCUGAUCCUGCAGCUCAUCAACGUCCCCGAGGACGACAGCGCCCCCGAUCCAACGCUCGACCCGUACCGAUCACCAGCCGCCGCCCGGCGAUCCGAGUGGGCCGAGUUCCAUCAUAUCCCUAACCGACGUUUCAAUGACUUUUCCGAUGUCAAGCGAGAGAUUGAGAAUGAAACCACACGAGUCGCCGGUAGCAAUAAGGGCAUCAACAGGCAGCCCAUCAACCUCAAAAUCUACUCUCCCCAUGUUCUUAACCUGACCCUGGUUGAUUUGCCAGGUCUGACAAAGGUGCCUAUUGGUGAUCAGCCCACCGAUAUCGAGAAACAAACGAGAAACCUGAUUUCCGAGUAUAUCGCCAAGCCCAACAGUCUUAUUUUGGCUGUGUCGCCGGCCAAUGUCGACAUUGUUAACUCGGAGGCGUUGAAGCUCGCCCGACAUGUGGAUGCCCUUGGCAGAAGGACCAUCGGUGUACUGACCAAACUGGACCUGAUGGACCAUGGUACGAACGCGCUCGAUAUCCUUUCUGGCCGUGUCUACCCCCUGAAGCUUGGAUUCAUUGGUGUUGUCAACCGGUCGCAGCAGGAUAUUCAAGGCAACAAACCCAUGGAGGAGGCUCUUCAGGCAGAGAUGGACUUCUUCAAGCACCAUCCGGCCUAUCGCAACAUCUCCAACCGAUGCGGUACGCAAUUCUUGGCCAAGACCCUCAACUCCACACUUAUGUCGCAUAUUCGAGAGCGGUUGCCAGAUAUCAAGGCUCGUCUGAAUACGCUUAUGGGCCAGACUCAGCAAGAGCUGGCUAGCUACGGUGACAUGGCCUUUAGUGGCAAGGAGCACCGUGGCUCGCUCAUCCUGCAACAAAUGACUCGCUUUGCAACCUCUUUCAUUUCUUCCAUAGAUGGCACUUCAACGGAAAUUUCUACUAAGGAGUUGUGCGGUGGUGCCCGAAUUUACUACAUCUUUAACUCUGUCUUUGGCAGCUCGCUUGAAUCCAUCGAUCCUACUUCUAAUCUUACUGCCCUGGAUAUCCGCACCGCCAUCCGGAACUCGACCGGUCCUCGACCCAGCUUGUUCGUUCCCGAGAUGGCUUUCGAUCUGCUGGUUAAGCCCCAGAUCAAACUCUUGGAAAUCCCCAGUCAACGCUGUGUCGAGCUUGUAUAUGAGGAGUUGAUCAAGAUCUGCCACACCUGUGGAUCUACUGAACUCUCGCGAUAUCCUAGAUUGCAAGCCAAGUUAAUCGAAACGGUAUCCGACUUGCUCCGGGAGAGACUUGGCCCCGCCUCUUCCUACGUUGAAUCUCUCAUCUCCAUUCAGCGGGCGUAUAUUAAUACCAACCAUCCCAACUUCCUUGGUGCCGCCGCAGCCAUGAGCAAUGUUGUCAGCGCAAAACAAGAACGUGAACGAAAACGUUUGAUCCAGGAAGAGCGAGAGCGUCGGGAAAAGCGCCGGCUCAAGGAGCUCGGCACCAAUGGAGAGCCAACAGAGGAUGGGGAAGAUGGCAGUGUCACAGAGAAGGGCGAGAAUGGCCGCAAGCAGAACUCCAAAUCUGGCCGGAGCCUGUCACCCGCUGUUCAUGAGAAUGCUCAUGGAAGCCUUGCCGCUGCUGUCAAUGGCAUUCGGCCUAACUCUCCUUCACGGGUUAACGGUCAAGGCUUGGGUGCCAGGGAUACUUUUUUGAACUAUUUCUUUGGCAAGGAUGGCGCUACUCUGCAGAGUGCCCUGCCUGGCAGCCAUGCAAACUCUGGCAGGCACAUCAGCCAGUCUUCUGAGCCAAGCAUAUCUCAGUCUAUUCGCCGAGAAGAGAGGGUUGCACUACGACCUGCCCCCUCCCACUCUCAAGUUGACGAGUAUGAUCCCACUGGACGAAGCUACGGCCUUGCGUCACAUCUUGGUGAAUCUAACGAGCCCGCCAUGACCGAUCGUGAGGUUAUGGAAACUGAGCUCAUCCGAGCUCUCAUCUCUUCCUACUUCAACAUUGUCCGAGAAUCUAUUGCCGAUCAAGUGCCUAAAGCUAUCAUGCAUCUCCUGGUCAACCACUCCAAAGAUGUUGUUCAGAAUCGCCUUGUCAGCGAGCUAUAUAAGGAGAGUUUGUUCGAGGAGCUCCUGUACGAGGACGAUGGUGUGAAGAAGGAGCGCGAGAAGUGCGAGAAGCUCCUCCAAACAUACAGGGAAGCCGCCAAGAUUAUUGGUGAAGUUUUAUAA
Metarhizium brunneum ARSEF 3297 is the source of this 2397-nucleotide messenger RNA. It is a transcript of the gene DNM1, whose product is annotated as Dynamin-related protein DNM1. Gene Ontology annotation, cellular component: cytoplasm; microtubule; membrane. The record is from RefSeq and is a predicted model, not a curated record. NCBI's taxonomy places the organism in Eukaryota, Fungi, Ascomycota, Sordariomycetes, Hypocreales, Clavicipitaceae. Gene Ontology annotation, molecular function: GTPase activity; GTP binding; microtubule binding. Gene Ontology annotation, biological process: mitochondrial fission; peroxisome fission.